Molecule: messenger RNA, 738 nt
Organism: Babesia sp. Xinjiang
Lineage: Eukaryota; Apicomplexa; Aconoidasida; Piroplasmida; Babesiidae
Product: Adenylate kinase 4
Exons: 3
Coding region: 1-738 (245 amino acids)
Biological process (GO): nucleobase-containing compound metabolic process
Cellular component (GO): mitochondrion; cytoplasm
Molecular function (GO): ATP binding; AMP kinase activity
Source: RefSeq, a predicted model, not a curated record
AUGGGCGGCCUUGAGGCGUAUGAGACUGAGACCCUACUCCAGGAAUUGCAACGCCGCUAUGACUGUCUGAGCAAGCCCAAAGGGAACUUCAUUUUUAUGGGUGCUCCCGGGUCUGGAAAGGGUACGCAAUCUUUGUCAUUUCGUGAUUCUCACUGCUACUGCCACCUUUCCACUGGUGACAUUUUGCGUUCUGCUAUUAGGAAGGGUGACCCUGUUGGUAUGCAAGCCAAGGGUUUCAUGGACAAGGGUUUGCUUGUUCCUGAUGAGCUUGUUGUGAAGUUGAUUGAGGGUAACAUGAACUCUCCUGCUUGUCAGCGUGGAUUUAUUCUUGAUGGUUUUCCUCGUACUGAGGCUCAAGCUAACCGUCUGAAUGAGAUGUUGUCCGCUGCUGGCAAGAAAUUGCAUGCUGUAUUCCUUUUUGAAUGCCCUGACUCUGAGAUUGAAAGGCGUAUUAGUGGUCGUUUGAUUCACGAGCCUUCUGGUCGUGUGUACCACUUGACUAGCAGGCCACCUAAGGUUCCCAUGCGUGAUGACAUUACUAACGAGCCUCUCAUCCAGCGUAAGGAUGACACUCCCGAAGUCAUUCGCACUCGUUUGGAGGCUUACCGCAAGCAGACCGCACCUCUUAUUAAUUACUACGACCACAUGAAAUUGUUGAAGCGCAUUAACACUGACAGAGACGAGAAGCUUGUGAACGCUGACAUCCAAGAUGUCAUCAACCGUGUUGGCGAGAACUAA